UGAUUUUGCAUUUCCGGGGAGAGACCUGUAUGUAAAAAAUACGGUUCUCUCCCCUGUCAGCUCCUGCACACUGCUUUGUAUGACUCUGCAUAGCACAGCCAUACAAAGCAGCCACACACACAGCCCACAGUAAAACAGCACACAGUUAACCUUUUGAUUGCCCCACAUGUUGACCCCUUCUUGCCCAGUGCCAUUAGUACAGUGUCAGUGCUAUUUAUUAGCACUGAUCACUAUACUGGUGUCACUGGGGAUGUCAGUGACACCAAGUCAGUUCCCCCCCAGUGUCAGAAUGCCCGCCGCAGUCCCGGUAUAAGUUGCUGAACGCCGCCAUUACUAGUAAAAAAAAA
This is a messenger RNA of Staurois parvus, 347 nucleotides long. NCBI's taxonomy places the organism in Eukaryota, Metazoa, Chordata, Amphibia, Anura, Ranidae. The record is from the annotation of a GenBank genome assembly.